AUGCGCCAAUUGCAAUACAUAUCUCAAUUUUCUACUAAUAUAUGCCAUAUUAGUGGAAGUGAAAACAUUGUCGCAGAUCAGUUAUCAAGAAUAGCCGAUGUCUCUAUUUCAGUCAUUGAUUAUGAUAAAAUUGCUGAAAAACAAGUUCAUGAUAAAGAUUUACAAGAUUUCCAAGCUCAAAAUAAAACAUUAAAUUUCAAAAGUUAUUUACUUUCAUCUGGUAAAAAUCUGUGGUGUGAUACGUUUCCUUCUAACAUUAGACCAUUUAUACCCAAGAAGUUUAGAAUGGAUAUAUUUCAACAAAUCCAUGGCCUCGCUCAUCCAGGAAUCAAGUCGACCGUUAAAGAAAUGACGUCCAAAUUUAUUUGGCCAAAUAUCAAAAAGGAUAUACAAACAUGGAGUCGUGCCUGUAUUGGUUGUCCUUAUUCAUCAUCUGAUAAUUUUGUGUAUUGCUUGACUUGCAUUGAUCGCUAUACUGGUUGGAUGGAAGCCAUUCCUUUGCGUGACAUAACAGCAGAAACCGUUGCCAGAGCUUUUUAUGAACAUUGCAUCACUCGUUUUGGAGUUGCUUACCAAGUUAUUAUGGAUCGUGGAGCACAGUUUACUUCUGAACUAUUUCGAACCUUGUGGUCGGAAUCCAUUCCAACAAUUCUUCUAGGUCUUAGGGCAGCCUUAAAAGAAGACUCUGGAUAUUCCAUUGCACAAAUGGUUUACAGGAAAAGAAUCAAACUUUCUGGAGAAUUUUUUGAUAAACCGACAGUUUCUACGACACCUCAAAUAUUUUUGCAUAAAUUGCAAAAACAAAUGGAAUUGUUCAAGCUCUCUGCGGUACAGCGAAAAAUGAUUCCUAAAGUUUUUGUCCAUAAAGAUUUAAAUGUGUGUUCUCAUGUUUUCCUAAGAACUGAUAGAGUCAAGAAACCAUUAGAACCAUUAGAAGAUUAUGGAAAACCUUUCAAAGUACUUAAAAGAAUGGAAAAAUACUUCUUGUUACAAAUCAAAGGUAAGGAAGUAAACAUUUCGAUUGACAGGCUGAAGCCAGCCUAUUGUUUAGUAUCAGGCGAGCAAAGGCUGGAACCAGAAACUUCUGAUACCCAGAAAAAGACUCAGACUUUGUUAAAAUCUGAGAACAAUGAUGAACGACCUCGAGUCUCACGAACUGGACGACUAAUAAAACGUCCUUUACGUUUUAGUAACAAUGUUGAAUAUAUUUCCUAA
Messenger RNA from Stegodyphus dumicola, 1215 nucleotides. RefSeq lists its product as uncharacterized. Lineage: Eukaryota; Metazoa; Arthropoda; Arachnida; Araneae; Eresidae. The record is from RefSeq and is a predicted model, not a curated record.